GUUCGGCGAUGUCGACGCCCAUCCCAUCCGAGUCCAUCCCGGUGAAAUCGAUUCGUAGCUCUGUACCCUUCGCUUAAGGAUCAUUUCUCUCGAGAGGGGAAGCGAAGAUCGUCUCCAUUUUCUCUCCAAUUUCUCGUUCCGAUUCCGUUGUUUUAUCGUUUCACCGCCGAACCCUAAAACCCACCAAUUGCCUUUCCGCGUGUCAAGUUUCGCUGCUUCGAGAUUUCUAGGGUUUCGUAUCUGAAUCUGUGGAGAACAGAAACCCUUCUCUGUUGUGGGUUUUUCCUUUCAAGCUUCUGAAAACAAGAGUGAUAUGGAGGCGCAAAUUCAUCAACUUGAGCAGGAAGCAUAUACAGCUGUUUUAAGGGCUUUUAAAGCGCAGUCUGAUGCUAUUUCUUGGGACAAAGAAAGCUUGAUAACAGAGUUGCGUAAAGAAUUGAGAGUAUCUGAUGACGAGCAUCGAGAGCUUCUGAGUAGGGUCAAUAAGGACGAUACUAUCCAGCGAAUAAGGGAUUGGAGACAGGGAGGUGGAAGCCAAGUUCCUUCUAGACAUGCAACUAAUCUGGGUUUUGAUGUUGUUCCUAGUCCAACUUUCUCUGCUUCUAGGAAGAAACAGAAGACAUUCCCAUCUUAUCAUCAAUCAAUUGUUCCGGCUGGAAACAGGUCAUUCAAUAGCCGUGUGGCAUCCGGUGGCAUAACAGCAGAUGGAUCUGCUGAAGCACUUAUCGGCAGAAAAGUGUGGACCAAAUGGCCUGAAGAUAACCACUUUUAUGAAGCAAUUAUAACCCAGUACAACGCAGUUGAGGGUCGGCAUGCGUUGGUGUAUGAUAUAAACGCAGUAAAUGAAACGUGGGAGUGGGUUGAUCUCAAAGAGAUACCACCGGAAGAUAUAAGGUGGGAUGGAGAGGAUAGUGGGGUAGCCUUAAACGUUGGACCUGGAAGUGGAUCAAUCCGUGGCAACAGAAGAAACCAAAGCCAUUUUGGUAGAGGGAGAGGACCAAGAAUUCAUCAACCGAGAAGAGAAUUUUUACCACCAUCAACACAUCAGAAUGGUGGUGGUGGUGAUGAUAUUGAAUUGUUCAACACAGACUUGCUUGUGAAGGAGGUGGAGAGAGUUUUCGAUUCUACGCAUCCUGAUCCUUUUGAGCUUGAUAAGGCCAAGAAAAUGCUCAAGGAACAUGAACAGGCGCUUAUGGCUGCCAUUGCAAGGCUUGCUGAUACUUCUGAUGGUGAAAUUGAUGGAGAUCCACCGUAUUCGCAUGAGCAUGCAAUGCAACAGGGAUGAAGGAGAAAGCUGUAUGUAAGUUAUGGUGGUUGGUGAUGAUGAAAACCACCAAGGACUCUGGAUUGAUAAAAGAAACAUUGUGCUCUCAGCUCAGGAGAUGGAAAUGAGUCAGUCUAGUUCUUCGUUUAAGAAAUGGUUCACCAAAAUGUAUGAAAGAAAGAAUUGUUAGUUUAGGAUUGGGACGUAGUAGGAGGAAUCUGUUUGUAAUCUCACAAUAUAUUUGUGGUUUUAGAGAAUUUAACCCUGUGGCUGACUA
Raphanus sativus (radish) is the source of this 1541-nucleotide messenger RNA. Its product is annotated as protein EMSY-LIKE 1. Gene Ontology annotation, cellular component: nucleus. Gene Ontology annotation, biological process: defense response to fungus. NCBI's taxonomy places the organism in Eukaryota, Viridiplantae, Streptophyta, Magnoliopsida, Brassicales, Brassicaceae. Bases 314 to 1285 code for a protein of 323 amino acids. The record is from RefSeq and is a predicted model, not a curated record. The transcript is spliced from 10 exons.